GCUCAAGUCUGAUGAAUUUACUGAAUAAACAUUGUGGAUCUAAAUGUUUUUCCUCAUAAUCCUGGAAUAUCGGACGGCCAUUUUAUGACGUUUGCAAUCGCAACAAAUAAUCUGCUCAGACCCCAACUAAGGAUUAUCAAAAAACGCACUAGAAAUUCUCAGGCAAUCCAAAGAUUCAUCGAUGCCCUUCCAGACUCUCUCCACCUACCCAAGGGGAUUGGAAACCCUAACUGGUUUCUACGUGGACAAGUUCCUAGCAGCAUAUUCGUGCAGGAAAAGCAAGCCAACCAACAACUUUUGAUCAAACAUAAUUUUGUCAUAGAAAGAAAAUCAUAAGCUUCCCACAUUGGUAACACCAAAGUCAACGUUUGGUAGCAAGGUCCAGCUAGCCAAAAGAGUUGAGUAGCCAGGCCAGGCCUACUCAACCAUUAUAUAGUCUAUUAUAGUCUCAGUUAAUGAUAUUUGAUGUUCAUUAAUGUUUUAGAUAUGUGUACUAAAUAGCCCUCUACUUUUUUAUUUUCAAGGCACAAACACCAGUGAAUGGAGACAGCACCUGGUUUUGUUCUCUGCCCCCAAGCACUACCUCUGCCCCCAGUACUGGCUGUUCACCAGCCUCAAGCACUACCUCUGCCCCCAGUACUGGCUGUUCACCAGCCUCAAGCACUACCUCUGCCCCCAGUACUGGCUGUUCACCAGCCUCAAGCACUACCUCUGCCCCCAGUACUGGCUGUUCACCAGCCUCAAGCACUACCUCUGCCCCCAGUACUGGCUGUUCACCAGCCUCAAGCACUACCUCUGCCCCCAGUACUGGCUGUUCACCAGCCUCAAGCACUACCUCUGCCCCCAGUACUGGCUGUUCACCAGCCUCAAGCACUACCUCUGCCCCCAGUACUGGCUGUUCACCAGCCUCAAGCACUACCUCUGCCCCCAGUACUGGCUGUUCACCAGCCUCAAGCACUACCUCUGCCCCCAGUACUGACUGUUCACCAGCCUCAAGCACUACCUCUGCCCCCAGUACUGGCUGUUCACCAGCCUCAAGCACUACCUCUGCCCCCAGUACUGGCUGUUCACCAGCCUCAAGCACUACCUCUGCCCCCAGUACUGGCUGUUCACCAGCCUCAAGCACUACCUCUGCCCCCAGUACUGGCUGUUCACCAGCCUCAAGCACUACCUCUGCCCCCAGUACUGGCUGUUCACCAGCCUCAAGCACUACCUCUGCCCCCAGUACUGGCUGUUCACCAGCCUCAAGCACUACCUCUGCCCCCAGUACUGGCUGUUCACCAGCCUCAAGCACUACCUCUGCCCCCAGUACUGGCUGUUCAUCAGCCUCAAGCACUACCUCUGCCCCCAGUACUGACUGUUCACCAGCCUCAAGCACUACCUCUGCCCCCAGUACUGGCUGUUCACCAGCCUCAAGCACUACCUCUGUCCCCAGUACUGGCUGUUCACCAGCCUCAAGCACUACCUCUGCCCCCAGUACUGGAUGUUCACCAGCCUCAAGCACUACCUCUGCCCCCAGUACUGGCUGUUCACCAGCCUCAAGCACUACCUCUGCCCCCAGUACUGGCUGUUCACCAGCCUCAAGCACUACCUCUGCCCCCAGUACUGGCUGUUCACCAGCCUCAAGCACUACCUCUGCCCCCAGUACUGGCUGUUCACCAGCCUCAAGCACUACCUCUGCCCCCAGUACUGGCUGUUCACCAGCCUCAAGCACUACCUCUGCCCCCAGUACUGGCUGUUCACCAGCCUCAAGCACUACCUCUGCCCCCAGUACUGGCUGUUCACCAGCCUCAAGCACUACCUCUGCCCCCAGUACUGGCUGUUCACCAGCCUCAAGCACUACCUCUGCCCCCAGUACUGGCUGUUCACCAGCCUCAAGCACUACCUCUGCCCCCAGUACUGGCUGUUCACCAGCCUCAAGCACUACCUCUGCCCCCAGUACUGGCUGUUCACCAGCCUCAAGCACUACCUCUGCCCCCAGUACUGGCUGUUCACCAGCCUCAAGCAUUACCUCUGCCCCCAGUACUGGCUGUUGAUCGUCCCCCAGCCCAUUACCCACACUGAGUUGCAGUGUAAAAUUAGAAACAAUCUCCAUGCAGGACCUGGGAAGCUCUAUCUUGGGCCCACCUCCAAGACCUACUCCACUAGCUUGCUUCUUACCGAUGCCACAGAGCAGCAGCAGUAGUAGCAGGGGUGUGAGAUGAGAGAAAAGAGCUGCAGACUCAUUCCUUGACACAUCACUCGCAAAGGCAUUGCAAAUGAUUGAAGACAUAUCUCAAGAUGUGGAGAACGUCAUGCACCAAGUCACCAGCUUGUCCCAGAGGGCCCUGGCACCAAUAGCUGAUUUCAUGGAUGAACUCUUACCAAAACUGCGGGAGGAAUUCAAUCACCAGCUGCGUGACUUCAAGAAGAGGAAAUGGACUGCAUGACUGGGACCACAGUGAACAACUGUUGUUCAGACAUCUCACCAGUUAGACACUAGACUCUUACAUUUUAUGCCAUAGACACUUGUUUACAUGUCUGUUCUCAGCAGACACUUGUAUUGUGGUUUACUUUCAGAAGCAUGAAGCAAGAAUAAAUGUUUAUUUGUGUGCUGAAAAA
Salmo salar (Atlantic salmon) is the source of this 2601-nucleotide messenger RNA. Lineage: Eukaryota; Metazoa; Chordata; Actinopteri; Salmoniformes; Salmonidae. The record is from RefSeq and is a predicted model, not a curated record.